This is a messenger RNA of Mugil cephalus (flathead mullet), 2294 nucleotides long. Its product is annotated as ankyrin repeat domain-containing protein 34B. The coding region runs from base 509 to 1885 and encodes 458 amino acids. NCBI's taxonomy places the organism in Eukaryota, Metazoa, Chordata, Actinopteri, Mugiliformes, Mugilidae. Gene Ontology annotation, molecular function: protein binding. The record is from RefSeq and is a predicted model, not a curated record. The transcript has 6 exons.
CCUCCCUCCCCCUCUUUCUCUCUCUGCCAUUUUGAAGUUAAAAGUAUUUAUGUAACACGACAGCUGCUUUGCCUUUUCUGGAGAACAAAAGACAAAACCAAAUAAAAGAAUAAAAAAAAAUGACAAAAGAAAGAACAUUUCCACAUAUAAAUGAGCAGCUGAUAGUUUAGGUGUUUCAGCGUCUCUCAUCUGUCCUCUGCUUGUUGGUGUUUGAACGCAGACGGUGGUCGCAAGGCAGACGAGACCUGUUCAAAGCUGACUCGAAUCAAAGGGGCUCUGGCUCUUUGUAGUGCAUGGAUUGCAACAGGUGACAUUUUGGGCUCGAAACAGUUUAUAACUUUGAACGCUCGCCAUGGGCUGAGCCGCCCCUCGACCCAGUGGGUAAAGGAGAGGACGGAUGAGUGACUGAGGGAGACUCUCACUUUAUCCUCUGUGACACGAGGAGGCUUCAUCCAGACAGCGAGAAGAGGAAUCGAUAAGUAUCCACUGAGGGGGGAACAUCAAGAAGAUGGGGGACCCCCUGUCGGACUGUAGCCCCCUCAUCUGUGCGGCAUCCUCGGGUAAACUCCGUCUGGUCCGCCUGCUGGUGGAAGGUGGAGCUCAGGUGAACGGACGCAACCACAGAGGAGAGACGGCUCUCCUGGCUGCCUGCAAGGCCCUGAGAGGGGGGCCCACUGGGCCCGAGACGGUUAAACUCCUCACAUACCUGCUCCAGAACAAGGCUGAUCCUAAUGCACAAGACCGGGCCGGCCGCACGGCUCUAAUGUACGCCUGCAUGGAGCGUGCAGGGGCUCAGGUGGCGUCCGCCCUCCUGGCAGCGGGAGCGGACCCCAGCAUGGAGGACUACUCCGGAGCCUCAGCUUUGGUCUACGCCAUCAACGCACAGCACCAGCCCACGCUGAAGGUGUUGAUGGACGCCUGCCGGGCCAGGGGUCGGGACAUCAUCAUCAUCACCACGGAGAUGGGCGUGAAUGGAGGCCGGGUGACCAGGCGCUACUUGAAUGUCCCCCCGUCCCCGGACACGUCGCCAGUGUCCUGCAUGUCCCCGUCUGACAUCGUCCUCAAGACGGGUUCGCCCAACACAACCGAGGGAGAAAACAUCUUCAACUUCAGAGGAACAGGCCGGGGAGGGAGCAGCAGCAGCAGCACCAGACGUCCCUCCUGUGAGCUGAGCCCUCCAUCUCCCAGACAGAGGAUAUUGUCUGAACCUUGGCUGGCCAUCCACAACCUGGCCGGUCUGAACAGAGCUUACGAGGAGGGCAAGAGGGAGAGGGGCCUGGAUGAAGAUUUGAGGAGGGAGAGAGGAGCAAAAGAGGACGACGGAGGGGGAGAGGAUGAAGAGCGGCUCUGUCACCGGGAAGAGAGCGGAGGCGGCCUGGUUCAAAGGAGGGAUAACAGACAUGGAGGAGAGAAUUACAGCGAGGAUUUCUCUCAGCCGGUCCUCCCGCUCGCCCAGAUGAGCUCGUCUCAUGCGGCAAGAGACGGCGUGAUCCUCAAGAGGACACCCGGAGGUUUAACUUCAGACAGAAAGCUCCCCGCGUGCCCUCCGCCUCACCCUCAGCUCCGUAGGAACACCCUCCCCUCCGUCACGGUCAUCCCACCUCCCGUUCACCUCCCUCCCUUAGCGAACCAGUCACGCUCUCACCUCCGGGUGCCGACACGACUCUCACCCUCCGGGAGCAAGACCAGGGCGUUCCAGCCUCACCCGCCCAGCUCCUCCCCUCCCCACGGCAGAACAUCAGCGAGACGGGCGUUGCUCCCCCCGCUGCCCCUCGCCUCCUCCCUCGCCUCCCUGGCUGCUCCUCCUGCCUCCUGCCACAGUGAGAGGAGCAGGAGGUCAGUGCGUCGUCACUCCGUGCAGCUCGAACAGAUGAGAUACCUGUGAGAUUUCACUUUACCUAAAGUAAUGAGUCAUUUUUAACAUGGAAGUCAUUUCUCUAAGCCUGCAUUCGGGUUUAUCACUUUAGUUGGGAGGACGUUUGGCUGAAUCUACAUGAAAAAGACACUUAAAAAAAAAAUCUUGGAGUCAAACUUUUGCAUUUGCAGUAAAAUAUUUCUUCCCUUUUCUUCAAUGAAUAAAAAAAUCAGCCAAUAAUUACAGACUUUAAGUAUGAUCAAAGCAUAGAAGGAGGUGGUUGGUGGGUGGGUUGGAAUAAGGAAGGAGAUUUACCAUAAGAUGCUUCAGAUGAGUCAUAAACCAAGGCUUCAGCUGCUGUGGGCUGAUACUACACCGAUCAGCCACAACAUUAAAACCACUGACAGGGGAAGUCAAUAACAUUGAGCAACUUGUGACA